This is a messenger RNA of Benincasa hispida (wax gourd), 1011 nucleotides long. RefSeq lists its product as uncharacterized. The record is from RefSeq and is a predicted model, not a curated record. NCBI's taxonomy places the organism in Eukaryota, Viridiplantae, Streptophyta, Magnoliopsida, Cucurbitales, Cucurbitaceae.
UAAAGUAAAUGUGUGUAUAAUUUUUCUUCAUCUCCUCUUAGAGCAAAAAACACUUUGAUUUUUGAGAGCUUGAGGGACAUUGAAGAAGAUCAAGAGCUAUGUGUCAUAAUUUGGUUGCUGUUUCUUUUCAAUUACCACAGCUUAUUAUCAAUUCAAACAAGAGAUCAAAAUGUUAUGUUCAUCACAAAAAGAAGGAUUAUUCUGAUUUUGUGUGUUUUGCAGUGAAAAAUAAUAACAGUAAUCAUCAUCAUCAAAACCCUCCAAUUUUCUCUCUCAAAUUCUCUAGUUUCCACCCACUUUCUGAAUCUCCUCAGGCUUCCUUUGAUGAUUACAUUGAAGAUGAAGCUAGACUGUUGAGAACCACUUUUUCUGGAAAGAGUGAAAAAAUAAACCAGGAUGAAUGGAGAAUUCAAAUGCCAUCAUUCCAAUUGUUUUUCCACGAGGUCAGCUCAGUAGCUGAUGUAAGAUUAAAUUGCAGAAGCUUUACAACUGAUCAAGAUUACCCUAUUCAUAUUCCUCAUCAUGUCUCCAAAUUUAUUGACCUUCAAUUGAUGAGAUGGGAACUGAAGGGAUUGGGCACAGAGUUCAAACCACAAAGAUUCACAAUCAAUGUAAGAGGAGCUUUGUAUGCAGAAAGAACAGAAUCAAAAAGUAUGCUCACAAAUAAUUUUGUUCUCAAUCUUCACAACUUUGCUGCCCCAACACCCCAUGAUUUCUUUGCACAAGAUUUUCUUCAACCCUUUGCAGAAAAGGGAUUGAAGGGAAUGAUGGAGGAAACAAUGAAUGAAUUUACAGAAAUAUUGUUAUUGGAUUACAGCAAAUACAAGAAGGAGAAGCAAAAGAAUGAAGUUCUAGCUAAUAAUGGCUAAUUAAACAUUAGAGAGUUUAUAUCAAACCAACACCCGUCAAUACUUACCAAUAUUAUUAUAAAACAUUAUUUGCAAAGUAUCGAUGAGUUUAUUUCAAACCAAUACCAUCAUAAUUUUCUUUUUAUUUAUUUAUUAUGUAAAA